UUGCAGCUAGUAAUUUGGGUCCUGCGCCUGUCGUUUUUCUCAACGUAUUUGACCGAUUCGGCUGUGACCGGGCUGACGUUUGGUGCCGCAAUACACGCUUUGACGGCUCAGAUCAAAGGAUUGCUUGGGAUCCACCUGGAAGGCACCACCGAGGGUUUCCUUCAACUCUUUGAGGAAUGGUUGGCGAUAGCGGAAAGAGUACCGGACACGAACCUCGUUACCUUAGCCAUAUCCAUUUCGACAAUCGUAUUCCUCCUUCUGUAUAAGGAACUCGUCGAACCUCACUUAAGAAGAAAGAGAAUUUCACUUCCAGCCGAACUUCUUGUUGUGAGUGAGAUCCUUGUGAAAAAGGGUUUCGUUUCUAGUCAUAUGACCCAGUUGCCAGCUCCACGGAUACCGCGCUUUGAACGAGUCUUGAUUGAGCGCCUCAUAGUUCCAGCAAUUAGUAUUGCUGUUGUUUCCUAUGCCGUUACUGUAUCCAUGGGAAAACUAUUUGCUCGAAAACACAAGUACCACAUCGACCCAGAUCAGGAAAUGCUGGCCCUUGGAAUCGCUGGAACCAUUUCGUCGUUUUUCUUGGUAUUUCCUACGUCCACUUCACUGUCAAGAAGCCUCGUCAACGAAAGGGCCGGAGCUCGUACGCAGGUUAGAACUAUGCAAGAUCGAUUAUUUGAAUUCAGGUGGGGACCAUCAUGCUCGAAUUCAGCCAUUUGUCUUGGAAGUGACGAUCCAUAA
Molecule: messenger RNA, 735 nt
Organism: Cooperia oncophora
Lineage: Eukaryota; Metazoa; Nematoda; Chromadorea; Rhabditida; Trichostrongylidae
Source: the annotation of a GenBank genome assembly